This is a messenger RNA of Talaromyces atroroseus, 2037 nucleotides long. RefSeq lists its product as hypothetical. The coding region runs from base 1 to 2037 and encodes 678 amino acids. Gene Ontology annotation, molecular function: DNA binding; DNA topoisomerase type I (single strand cut, ATP-independent) activity. Gene Ontology annotation, biological process: DNA topological change. Lineage: Eukaryota; Fungi; Ascomycota; Eurotiomycetes; Eurotiales; Trichocomaceae. The record is from RefSeq and is a predicted model, not a curated record. Gene Ontology annotation, cellular component: nucleus. The transcript is spliced from 5 exons.
AUGCCGGGCAACAGGAUCCUCUGCGUUGCCGAGAAGCCUGCCAUCGCCAAGGCAGUCGCUCAGCAUCUCUCCGGAGGCUCCAUGCAGACAUUGAACGUCCGGGGCCAACAGUAUGUCAAGAACUAUGUCUUUAGCUUCAACUUCGGCGGCACAUGGGGAACUUGUGAAGUGACCAUGACCAGCGUCAUUGGCCACCUGACAGGCUUGGAUUUUGGUAAGGAAUACAAAGGUUGGCUGUCGUGCCCUCCAAGCCUCUUGUUUGAAGUACCCGUCUUCGAAUCUGUGGACUCGGAGAAACUAAGCAUUGCAGACAACAUCAAGAAGCAGGCGCAGUACUGUAAAGCUCUGUUCAUCUGGACCGACUGUGACCGAGAAGGAGAGCACAUAGGCACAGAAGUCAAGAAACAAGCCCUCUUAGGCAAUGCCAGAAUUGAAGUCAAACGGGCCAGGUUCAGCAACACCGAGAGAGCUCAUAUCCUGAGAGCGGCUCGUGAGCCCGUAGAGUUAGAUGACAAACAAGCUAAUGCGGUAGCAGCUCGGAUUGAGCUUGAUUUGCGCAUCGGUGCAGCAUUCACACGCCUGCAGACGCUUCAACUGCAGACCCUCGGCAGUCCUUUGGACCAGCGCCCCAUCAGUUAUGGUAAUCAGUUAGUCGCGCAUUUCUCGACGAGAAGAGAAGCUGACUUCUGCGUGCCAGGCUCAUGCCAAUUCCCUACACUAGGCUUCGUAGUCGACCGUUAUCUUCGAGUUCAAAACUUCAAGCCAGAGCCCUUCUGGGCCAUUGCAGUCAUUCACAAACGAGAUGGAAUCAAUGUCAACUUCAGCUGGCGUCGAGUGCGUCUCUUCGACCGGGCAGCCGUAACGGUCAUGUUAGAACGAUGUUUGGAAGCCAAAACCGCCAAAGUUACCAAGGUAGCCAAGAAGCCAACGAGUAAAUGGCGUCCCCUACCUCUGACAACGGUAGACCUGCAAAUGAUGGGCAGCAAAUACCUGCGAAUGACUUCCCAUCAAGUAAUGCAGGUCGCGGAGACAUUGUACACCCGUGGAUUCAUCAGCUACCCACGAACAGAAACAGAUCAAUUUGACAAAGGUAUUGAUCUGAAGAAGCUUAUUGAAAAGCAAGUCCAGGAUCGCACAUGGGGUGACUAUGCGCAAGGUCUAUUGGACGGCGGAUUCAGGACACCUCGCGCUGGGAAACAUAAUGACCAGGCCCAUCCACCCAUCCAUCCUAUUUGCGCAGCAGCGCCACAGGCCUUGAAAGACGAAGAGAAGCGAGUAUUCGACUUUGUGGUCCGCCGCUUUCUUGCAUGCUGCUCAGAAGAUGCCAAGGGGCAAACCUCGGAGGUGGAACUACAAUAUGGCGACGAGUUCUUCCAUGCCAAGGGAUUGGUUGUGCUCGAGAGAAACUACCUGGAUAUCUACGUUUAUGACAAGUGGGAAAGUAGUACUCAGCUGCCUGACUUUGAGAUUGGCGAGGUCUUUGAGCCGAUUGAGGCAAAAAUUACAGAGGGGAAGACGACACCACCGAAUUACUUGACAGAGCCAGAAUUAAUUGCACUGAUGGAUGCCAACGGCAUUGGCACAGAUGCUACAAUGGCAGAACAUAUCAAUAAGAUCAAGGAGCGGCAGUAUGUCGCGGCCCGACCUCGUACUGGCGGUACAGGGCACCAUAACGAAGGAGAAGGCGGAGGAAGAGGUGGAAGAGGGCGUGGCCGAACGACAGCGGGCAACACCGGAGUACAGGAAUUCAUACCUACUCGAUUAGGCGUCGCUUUAGUGGAGGGAUACGAUAACGUGGUCGCCGGACUCACAGACUGCCCGUCGCUCAGCAAGCCGCACUUGCGGAAAGAAAUGGAGCAACGAAUGCGCGACAUUUGCAACGGGAGCAGAACACGAAUGGAAGUAGUUGAGCAGAGCUUGGAUAUGUACCGUGGAGUUUUCAUUCAGACACAACGCAGGAUUGAUAUGUUGAAGGAUGCUUGUCGAAAGUAUGUCUUUCAACAAGUGACUGUGACAACAGGGCCGAAUGGGACUUGA